Messenger RNA from Cryptomeria japonica (Japanese cedar), 1026 nucleotides. RefSeq lists its product as uncharacterized. The coding region runs from base 1 to 1026 and encodes 341 amino acids. Lineage: Eukaryota; Viridiplantae; Streptophyta; Pinopsida; Cupressales; Cupressaceae. The transcript has a single exon. The record is from RefSeq and is a predicted model, not a curated record.
AUGACUGAAGAUAAGCGGUUGUGGGAUUCUUGUCAGGAGAAGUUGGAAAAACAGGUUUUAGAGCUACAAAAUGAGCUUAAUGAAGCAAGGGUACUCAGCCAAGGACGUGAAGAACUGUGCAGUGAGCUGAGACAAGCAAAAACUGAUUUGGAAGAAAAAGUUUUAAAGCUCGAAGGUGAUCUUAAUGAAGAAUUGGGCUCUGAAUUAAUGAAAGAAAAGAACGAAAUGCAAAAUAAGGUAACAGAAUGCAAUGAUGAGACCGAAGAAUUGAAGGCAAAAUUGGCUGAACGUGGGUUCUUGUGGGAUUCUUCUAAGACAGAGUUGGAAGCCACUGUUGCAGGGCUGCAAAAUGAGCUCAAAGAAACAAGAUUGUUGAGCCUGAAACAUGAAGAAGCAUGCAUUCAACUAAGGCAUGAGAAAACAAAAUUGGAAGACGAGUUGAAAGACUUGGAUGAUACGAAUGAGGAAUUACAUGCCAAAAUGACUGAAAAUGGUUGCCUUUGGGAUACUUGUAAGGCGAAUUUAGAAGGUACAGUAAUAAAGCUGCGGAAAAAGCUUAAUGAAACAAAGAUUCUGGCCCACAAUAAUCAAGUCUUAUACAAUGAAAUAAGUAGAGAAAAAAGUGAGAUGGAAACUAAUUUUCAUCAAUCCAUCAAUGAAGCUAAACAAUUAAAGGAUAAAAUAGCUGAAGAAGGGCACUUGUGGGAUAUAUCUAAGCGAGAAUUUGAAGUUACAUUUGCAAAACUGCAAAAUGAGCUUAAUGAAGCGAGAAUGUUAAGCCAGAAGCAUGAAGAUUUGUGGUCUCAAUCAGAACAGGAAAAAACUGAGUUGGAAAAUAAUUUUAAUCAAUCUAUUAAUGAAAUUCAGCAAUUAAAGGAAAAAUUGGCUGAAGAUAGGCACAAGUGGUAUAGUUAUAAGAGAGAAUUUGAAAUUACAUUUGCAAAACUGCAAAAUGAGCUCAACGAAGCGAGGAUGCUAAGCCAGAAGAGCUGUGUAAUGUGCUCAGAGAAGAAAACAAUCAGAUAG